ACUACACUACUGUAUUUUAAUGUUGUCAUUAUGGUGGUACUUGAUGAAUACUUAGGUCUACUACACUACUGUAUUUAAUGUUGUCAUUAUGGUGGUACUUGAUGAAUACUUAGGUCUACUACUUAGACAGCAUUGACAGGUGAAGGUGUGUGCAGGUGACAGGUGAAGGUGUGUGCAGGUGACAGGUGAAGGUGUGAGCAGGUGUCAUGGUGGACACAGAGGUUGUAGACUGAAAGAGCAGAGAAGACCAAUGAGGUCAUGUGACCAGCAGCCAUUGCUAGCAUGGAUGAUGACUGUGCAGAGGGCGACAUGUGAUGCUAAGCUAACAGCGUACCUGGCGUAAUGUCGAACGUUUCUUGGGCAGGAUGUGGUCAGUCUCUCUUCCUGAGUCCAGGUCGACGGCGACCACGGCCUCCCUGAUGAAAGGCAAAGAAGAAACAUGUCCGCUGGCGAGGAGUGAGGGGGCGGGUCUUACCUCCUCCAGUCGGUGUCGUACGGCCACCAGCUCCAAGCACUGCACUCUGCCACUUCCUGUCACCUGUCACUCACCAAACACAGCUGCUGGCGCUCCAGGUCAAAGCCUGCGUUUCUCCAGCUGGUUUGCCGUACGUGUAGCCCCUCCACCCCCAAAGAAGCACCCGCCGCGCAGGGGCGCCCGGUCCACGACGCGCUCCCGGCACUGUCCGGCCUCCCCCCUGGCCACCACCUGGUCGAUCUUCUCCUCGAUGAGGUUGCACUCCUGCGGCGUGAAGAUGCUCUUCUGCAGGAUGCUGCUCUUCACCCGAGGUCGGCGCCGCUCUCGCACUCGCCGUCGUCGUACUCGCGGUGCAGGCAUUUCCGCCCGCUCCCGUUACCCGUCUCGUGCUCGUCCCUGUGCGGCGGCACCGACCUCGGCUUCUCCCUGAGGUCGGCGUAACCACCGGCCAUGUCUGCCGUCACUCCCGGCGUCCAGUGCAGUUUGUGUGUGACGUCCACUCCAGGCAGGCUGCUGUACAUGACCCCGGACGACACAAACAUGCCGAGGACGCUGCCGAGGGUCCAAAGGCCGACGGCGAGACGCAGCAAGAAGACGCUCCUGCUGUGCACGCCAGGUGUUGAAUGACCUUCACAGUGACCUUCCAGAGACACGUGGCAGGAAGGCACAUCCCGGUCACCAUGGCGACCAUGACAGCACGCUUGGCACGUCUGCGGCGGGGUCACCUGCGCAGAGGCGUGGUCACGUGACUGCAAUUAGCGCCGUCAGUGGGAGGCCUGUUGUCAUGGCGACGAGCGGCUCAGCUGACUCAAACAUUGAAGAGCGUCGGGUACACCUGCGAGUGUGUGUGUGUGUGUGUGUGUGUGUGUGUGUGUGUGUGUGUGUGUGUGUGUGUGCGUGUGUGUGUGUGCUCUCUACCAGGACAUGACCCUACACCUGUUGUAGUGCCUUUGAGCAGCAGCAGGAUGACGUCCAACACCCAGGUGAACACCAUGGAACACCUGCCCAGUGGUCUGAGGGUCUGCUGCACCAUCCCUGACAUCUUCUACCUGCCCGAACUGGUGUUUGGUGGUCUGGUGUGGGUUCUGGUGGCAUGUACACAGGUGGUCCCAGAGAACCCCCAAGGUUGGGUGAUGAUGGUUUCUGUCUUCUGCUUCGUCUUCACCUUCCUGUGGAUGAUGAUGUUUACAUGUGGAUGUCAUUCCAACAAGAGCAGCUGGGCGGCAGCAGACUUUGUGUAUCAUUUCAUCGCCACCGUCUUCUACCUGAGCGCCUCUGUGGCCUUGGCCAAGGUCACGCUGGACAUGAGGGACAAUGGCCGCCUGCAGGACUACCAGCUGGACAUCUCAGCCGUGGUCUUCUCAUACGCCACAACGCUGCUCUACUUCGUGCACACCCUCUUGUCAGCCGUCAGGUGGAAGUCCUUCUAGAAUCUUCCAACCUGGGGGGGACUAUCAAGGGUGUCCUAACUUUUUACACUGAGAAAAAUGAAAACAUGCGGGAAGGAACCAUUUUGAUAUUUUUCAUUUACAAAAUAAACACAAAAUGUAGAUUUUUUUUUACUUUAGGGCUCCCCUCAAGUAGUAGACCUAAGUAUUCAUCAAGUACCACCAUAAUGACAACAUUAAAAUACAGUAGUGUAGUAGACCUAAGUAUUCAUCAAGUACCACCAUAAUGACAACAUUAAAUACAGUAGUGUAGUAGACCUAAGUAUUCAUCAAGUACCACCAUAAUGACAACAUUAAAAUACAGUAGUGUAGUAGACCUAAGUAUUCAUCAAGUACCACCAUAAUGACAACAUUAAAAUACAGUAGUGUAGUAGACCUAAGUAUUCAUCAAGUACCACCAUAAUGACUACAUUAAAAUACAGUAGUGUAGUAGACCUAAGUAUUCAUCAAGUACCACCAUAAUGACUACAUUAAAAUACAGUAGUGUAGUAGACCUAAGUAUUCAUCAAGUACCACCAUAAUGACAACAUUAAAAUACAGUAGUGUAGUAGACCUAAGUAUUUAUCAAGUACCACCAUAAUGACAACAUUAAAAUACAGUAGUGUAGUAGACCUAAGUAUUCAUCAAGUACCACCAUAAUGACAACAUUAAAAUACAGUAGUGUAGUAGACAUAAGUAUUCAUCAAGUACCACCAUAAUGACAACAUUAAAAUACAGUAGUGUAGUAGACCUAAGUAUUCAUCAAGUACCACCAUAAUGACAACAUUAAAAUACAGUAGUGUAGUAGACCUAAGUAUUCAUCAAGUACCACCAUAAUGACAACAUUAAAGUACAGUAGUGUAGUAGACCUAAGUAUUCAUUAAGAACAAGGCAGGGGUUUUACUUAACAAGUGUAUUUCAUAAUUCUGGCCACAGAACAGACAGUUUGAACAGUAACACUAUGUUUGAAUAUAGGAAAAUAAAACACUGUACUUUAACAAGUGAUUCUUUGGCCUGCCACUAGAUGGAGCCUGUGUACCACCAGUGGUGCCCGUGCCACCGUUUGAAAAUCGCCGUUCAAGAUCAACUUCAAAUCUGUCGAUUAUUAUUAUUUUAUUUUUUUACUUUUGUGCCCUUUUUGUUCAAGAAAAUCCUGUUUUUUUUUAUGGCAAAAGCAUGAAAUAUGCAAUAUUUUCCUCCAGGAAAUGUUCCAAGUGGAAAAUUGGACACGCAACCAUUGGAGCCUUGACUCUGUCAAUAAUUCAUAGCAACACUGAUUUUGAUUCAUGAUGAUUUUUUGAGUAAUGACUGUUUAAAAAAAUAAUAAUAAUCCCACUAAAAUUCUGAAGGAUCCAAAAAAGUCCGUCUAGAAAUCAAUCAUAGUGUACAUUGUUUUGUUUUUCUUUUUUGACUUUCAACGCUUCAAUAUUUAUGUCAACUUCCAGUCUGGCUGUCCAUUAAA
Molecule: messenger RNA, 3364 nt
Organism: Entelurus aequoreus (snake pipefish)
Lineage: Eukaryota; Metazoa; Chordata; Actinopteri; Syngnathiformes; Syngnathidae
Product: myelin and lymphocyte protein-like
Exons: 6
Coding region: 1441-1905 (154 amino acids)
Biological process (GO): myelination
Cellular component (GO): membrane
Molecular function (GO): structural constituent of myelin sheath
Source: RefSeq, a predicted model, not a curated record